AUCAAAGGAAGAUGGCGCACGCCAGUAGCGUUUUGUAGGGCCCACGCCGUGGCAAAUGAUCGCCUGUGGGUUUGUGGUAAAACUCCGGGAAACGAAGACACCAUGGCAGCAGCUGGAUCGACAGCGAUUUUAAUGGGAAAAUGUAUAUCAUCGGCAAUGAAAAAAAGCGUGCGUGUUGUCGUGCCGCGCUUUGUCUUGAACACGUACCUGAUGGCGCACUACAAGGAGAGAACCGAGUACGAUGUCUUCGACGCCAAUGAAGAAUGCAAGCCCGGUGAUUGGGUAAUUAUCAGGGAGCUUCCGGAACGCCUGAGCCUCAAGAUUGCACACAAGGUUGAAAAAAUUGUCUUCAAGGACGGCAAUAUCAUUGAUCCCUUGACAGGUCAAAAGUGCAUGUUCACCGAUUAUGUGAAAGAUGUGGACCGAGAGAGUGAGGUGUUUGGGCUGGCACCACCUUACAAGUCCCUCCCCGAGCCAAAAGAACAAGCAAAACUUUCGGACAAGUGAGACAGUGCGCAGAAGAGCCUGCGAUAAAUAGUCGACAAACUAUAGCAAGUGUAGAAAAAAAAUAAAGGUGGUCUGUAAUGAA
Ixodes scapularis (black-legged tick) is the source of this 589-nucleotide messenger RNA. It is a transcript of the gene mRpS17, whose product is annotated as 28S ribosomal protein S17, mitochondrial. The transcript is spliced from 3 exons. The coding region runs from base 103 to 507 and encodes 134 amino acids. NCBI's taxonomy places the organism in Eukaryota, Metazoa, Arthropoda, Arachnida, Ixodida, Ixodidae. Gene Ontology annotation, biological process: mitochondrial translation. Gene Ontology annotation, cellular component: mitochondrial small ribosomal subunit; ribosome. Gene Ontology annotation, molecular function: structural constituent of ribosome. The record is from RefSeq and is a predicted model, not a curated record.